Penicillium soppii is the source of this 3918-nucleotide messenger RNA. RefSeq lists its product as uncharacterized. Gene Ontology annotation, molecular function: protein binding. Lineage: Eukaryota; Fungi; Ascomycota; Eurotiomycetes; Eurotiales; Aspergillaceae. Bases 1 to 3918 code for a protein of 1305 amino acids. Gene Ontology annotation, cellular component: membrane. The record is from RefSeq and is a predicted model, not a curated record. The transcript is spliced from 3 exons.
AUGGAGAACUCAAAGUCCAUUUCUCUGGUGGAUAAUACCGUCCCACAACAACCCACCGACGAAGGGACCCCACGACGGACAUCCACACUAGAUCGACAAGCAAGCCUGACCAAACAUCUCAGCCGAGCAUCCGUCCAGAGCCAGAUCAAAAAGCGGAAAUAUGCAAAAUGGCAACCUGAUAGACUGGGAGUUGCCCCUGACGCCAGCGACUCGCUCAGCCAGGAGUCGUCCCAAGUGCGCGGGGAAUCUAUCUCAGCCAGCCCUACCAGAGAAGGCAGCGGAGCCAGAGAUGUCGAUACAACGGACUUCGCGCCGCCUCGUAUAUCAAAAACUGUUACAAUUGGCAACGACUUGAAUGGAGUUGGAGAUCCAAGGAACAGUCGCGACGACGCAAAGCCGCACUCGGAAUUGGACAUCCUCUACGAAAACCAGCGAGGCUCAUUCUUCUUUGGGGUACCACGAUACUCGCACAGCUCCCUCUUGAACUUUGACCCCGACGCCUGGAUGACACAGGACCGCCGUACCAGCCCUGUUAAUAUCACAAAUGCCCAACUUCCCGACCCGAGUUGGGAGUGGACCUGGAAGGCAUGGUAUGUCGACAUGUCAGGCGAUACUGACGAGCAAGGAUGGCAAUACUCAUUUUCGUUUUCUUCUUCUACAUGGCAUGGUACACAGCCAUGGUUCCAUUCCUUUGUUCGGAGGAGGCGGUGGGUUAGAUUACGAACGAAGAUCCCUGACCGGCAUCUGCGUGGCCGUUCUGACUUCGAGAAAUCCCACAUGCUCAAUGAGGAUUAUUUUACCAUCCAUUCCCUCAAGACCAGAAGCCGAGAGCAAAGUGCUGCUGGUUUUCCGCGGGUAGACUCUGGAUUCUUGAACCGCGCAAGUAUGACGGUUGACGAAGAGCCACAUGUUGAUGAGAUUGGGGAUAUUCCCAGCUUGAUGCAUGCCCUGAAGCUGUCAUCCAUUGACCGUGAGAGAAUUGAUGCAUUAAAGAAAUUCGUCGAAGGAGGUGGCGAUGAGCUGUAUUAUCUACACGACAAGAUACUGGAUAUUAUGCCGACUUUCUUAUUUCAAACAUCCCGGUGGCAGUUUGUCACGUAUCUUUCUGGUGUCAUUCAGGAUUUAUCGAAAACACCCGCAGCUUCCGAUAAAGAUGCCGAUGCCAUUCAACGCAAGAAAGAUAACCUUAUUCGUGCAGUGGAAGCCUGCAAGCGGCAUAUUACUGGUCCGGAUAUGUUUAAGAAUGACAAUGGAGAGUCAGCAACUGAACUUCUUGAUUUAACACCGGCAGCUAAGCAUGAUACAUUGUUGUCUAAGCGGCCGGUUUUGGAGGAACGUUCACACUCAAUGAGGCAGGUUUUCAGGGGCAUCCCAAAAGCUGCCGAGAUUGAUCGCGAAGCAACGCGCCCAAUCUUUCUUCGUUCCUUUUUGAUUAAUGUCUCCGGUGCUGCCAGAGCUUCGAUCCUUAUGCUCUCGCGUGGCCGCCCGUGUCUGAGAAGGCGUCUCUCUGCCGUCUUAGACACCGUUGCCACCGGCCCGGAUGAACCUCUUCUGUUCCUCUAUCCCCGCUGGGCUGCGCCUGCUUUGCGGCAACGACGGCCAAUUUCUUCCUUGAAUCCAAUUGAAGGCCCGGUCAAGAAAUGCCAGGCCUCUGGUGCUCCAUUUUGCCCCGUGGUUCGCCCUUGUCCUUCGCUCACUCGACACUCGUGCCGAUGGAUCUCUGUCAAUUCCGCCCGAACUCCUCAUUCAACUCUGGAAUUUCCUCCCUCUUCGAAUAAACAAAACCGUCAAAUCAGCGCGAAAAAUGUGACUAGCUCUGAUGCUUUGAUUGGGAGUGCUGGAGAUAGAAGCUCCGCCGACAAAGAGCAGUCGGGAAAUUCCCUCAAUGAUGCCGAGAACACCACUUCUCAAAGAGCGCUACACGGUUUUGCGUUGACAAGGGCGAGGAGAAUUCAAAAGAGUAUACAGCAACCCAGACCUAAGGGUGGUGAAUCUUCGACUCUCACUCCGACGCAACGCUACAAUCAACACACAUCUCUAAGAGAUCAAAAGAAGCUCCGGGCUCGGGCAUAUAUGAAGAAACAGUAUCGAAAGCGGUCAUGGCCCUAUAUUGAUAAGGCCUGGUUUGAUACAAAGGAUGUUAUAGAGGAGACUCAGCAUAAUGUCCGGAUAAGAGUCAGGACUCGCACAAAGCAGAAGGAAAUAUAUGUCGCAGAGGAGACCCUAGCUCUGUUCGCUGGUGUAAACCAGCAUACUUUCCAAGAAAAUAUUUGGCACGUCCCGAUCAACAAUGGAUGCCGUGUGCAAGUCUUACCUGCACGUGAAAACAAAGGACUCCUCCGCCGAGUUAUUCUGUCUGGUACAGAUCGUGUUUUGGAGUUGGUGGAAGGGCAGUUCACUCGUGCACAGAACUCACAAGAGACAGGCGAUCCUCUUGCGGAUAUCCACAAACCUUUGGUUCCGAUUUGCUCAUCGCGAGGCGCUAUGGAGCGCUCCAAGGUCCCGGUGCCAUUGGUUCGAGGGAUUUGGUGUUUCCAGGAAGAUUGGAAAUCCCGCCUGACUUUUGACGAAGUCAUGAUGGCUCGUCCUAUUGUCAACUCAGUGAAGGACUUCAAUGAGCACGUCGAGGAUGUCACAUCAUCGCGGUUACCAUACCUCGAUGAGAAGGCCAUGAAUCCAUCGAAGACUCCUGAUAUAGAGCGGAUCACAAAACAUAUCUUGAAGUUAUUUGAUACACACCACAAGUACAUAUCAACUGCUGCGUUACAUCUUGCAUUGGAAUUCCUUUGCCAACAUGAAUUGAUUUCUGCUGCUCGGGACUUGUGUUCUCGCGCAGAGCAGGUGGCCACAGCAAACACAUACAAUAUCAUGUUGAAGAUUGCCGCACAGCGUCAAGAUGUGAGGGUUUUUCGUCACCUCAUACGCGAGAUGGGUCGCGCACAUCUCAAUCCAAACUCAGAGACGUGGCUUACCUUGCUAAGCGCUCUGGUUAAACCUAGUGAAAAGGCUGAGCUCAUUGGACAUAUGGUACAAUGCGGUUACAUGUCCGACAUCAAUACUAUCCAGGGCGCACUCCAACAGACGAUUCAAGAUUCGCUCCUGGUGCAUCUAGAAUCUGGGAAAGAUAUAGACUCCUUCAUUGACCUCAUGGCCAGCACCUACGGGGCCAAUUGGUUCAGUUCUUCUUUAAUGGGCCAAAUGUUCAGUACGCUCGCUCGGUUGAAGGAUCAUGACUCCUUGAAACGGCUAGUGCAAAUCUGCAUUGACAGAAAAAUACCCCUCGACGGCCAUGCGAUGAACGCAAUUGUGACAGUGUUCCGGUCAGAUGUUUUCACCGCUGUGCGGUAUAUUCUCAAAUGUCUCGACGUCCCUUGGUUUCAAUCAUCGAGAGAGCAGUGGGAGCUUUUGUUCCUAGCUGCAUUCAAGCGCCGCCACUACAACAUUUGCCUGGUAUUAUGGAGAUACGCGUGCAUGUAUCGAGUCGUGACCCAGAAGAUGAAACAGACUGUCCUGGUUUCUCUGUGUCGCAAUGCGUUCGCUAAGAAGAACAAUGAGCUCAGUACUUUGUGGAACAUCGAUGCUGGCAAAGUCAUUGUCGGUAUCGACUUACACCACGAAAGUUACAGCAUGGCAGAUUCCAUUCUGGACGAAAUUCCUUCAGAGUUCCGACACAAUCCUCUCCUCUUUCUCAUCGGAUGGAAACCCGAAGGCAGCGAGCGAGCUCACCAAAUCCGUCUUGCCAAUGCCCUGAUUCAGCGUGACAUCAAACUGGGUCCUCUCUACAAGCCUAAUCAUCCCUUCCGGUUCAUGUUGGAUGCAGCCGCCUUCUUGGAUUCCGAAUGGCAUGAUGUACCGCGUCCUUUAACGUGGAAGAUGCAGAACGCCAUCCACAUCCCUAUCAUCCGCAAAGACCAAUAA